AUGAAAGCAAAAGCAAGAACAAAAGAACUUAACCGCAGUCUUGAAUGACCCAGUACAGUAAUUGCAACUAGGAGAUUAGCUGCAGGAUACUGUCCAGUCUUUCAAAUGCCUGUAAACCAGGGAGACAAACCUACAUUUUAGGGAAGGUCAAGAAACUUGCAGUUCGAGGUCCCAGCCUGCUAGCUCAGGAAGGGCAGAGCUAAUCACAGAAACAUCCUGGAAGACAUUAAAAGAAGCACAGAAGACAAGAAUAUGGAAAUAUGGAAAGACAAAAGGAAUAUGGAAAACAUGAAUCUCCGCUCCGUCUUCACACUCGAGCAGCAGCGGAUUCUGCAGCGUUACUACAACAAUGGAAUGACCAAUCAGAGUAAGAGCUGCUUCCAGCUCAUCCUGCAAUGUGCUCAGGAGGCCAAACUGGACUUCAGCGUGGUGCGGACGUGGGUCGGCAACAAAAGACGGAAACUGACCGCCAAGAGUGACCAGAAUGGAUCUCCACACAGCUCGUCCAAUCACACUGUUGGUGGCGGCAGUGGCGGUGUGGGAGGAGGGGGUGGGAGUGUGGUCCUGCCAACAGAGCUUCCGGUGCGUAGUGUGGCGAACAGCUUUCGUGGUGCAUCACAGACCCAGCUCCUGCCAGCAGCCUCUUCCUCCUCCAGUAGCAUCAAUAACAUCAGCAACACCACAAACAACAACGGCAGCACCAGUUGCAAUGAUGUCAUAGUCACUGGCGUCUACACCCUGGCGAAAUCCUCCAGCCGGGCCGAAACAGCCUCCCAAACCAACAGCAUUAUACACAAGACUGUCUCUAAGUGCCGCAGCGAGACUGAACUUCAGCCGCCACGUGAUCUCCAGCUGAAGACCACCAGCCCGGUGAAUUCCUUCAGCAGCAAGGCGGUCUCACUUCCAAGGAAGCCGGUACAGCUCAGCCCCACAAAUGCAGUCUACUGCCACAUCAAGAAAAGCUUCCCUGCUGCGGGCACCCAGCCGGUCGAGCCGCUGUGCCUCCCUAGGACGGCUGCUUGGGAUAGACAGUACACGCAACAGCAGUGGUCUUUUCCCUCUGAUCAGCAGCCCUCCAACUCAAUGUCCAGGGUGCGGGACUCUUGUCCAGCCGGGAAUGUCAAAAUCAAGCAGGUGUUUACCCUGGCCCCUGGGGGGAGCGAGCAGCAGCAGCAGCAGCAGUCGAGGGUUUUCGGACAGUCGCUGCCCCCUCAGCAGCAGCACAGCAGGCCCCGGCCGGUGGAGAGCUCUGGCUGCUUCUCUAUUGCCAUGGAAACUGGUGAUGUUGAUGAUGAGUAUGCCAGGGAGGAGGAGUUGGCCAACAUGGGCGCCCAGAUGCAGAUCUGCCCCAGCGGUGUCUUGGAACCUAGUGCUCUGCGGUUGAAGGACAGCCCUGGGGCAAUGUCGGCGGGGCGGGGUGGGGCUGGAGGGACGCUAGGAUCGCAGCCAGGCAGCUCAGACUUGUCCCCCACCUCUCUCUACCCUGGCAGCAGGGACUACCAAACGCCGUCAACCUCUUCCCACUACCUGUCUGGCUCGGCUGCAGUCUUCAACAGCGGCAGUGUUGUCAAAGCACGCAGUAACUACCCAGCCAAGUUUCACUCCGCACCUAGCAGCCGCAGCUCACCCCAGAGAAUGGGCACCUACCAGGCGUCAGGAAACCUACCGAUCCCCUGGAUUACAAGUAACUCCAGAAAAAGAACAUUACAGGAUCGGACACAGUUCAGUGACCGAGACUUGGCUACGCUGAAGAAAUUCUGGGAUAACGGAAUGACCAGCUUGGGGUCAGUCUGCAGGGAGAAAAUCACAGCUGUGUCGACCGAGCUGAACGUGGACUGUGAGAUCAUCAAGACCUGGAUUGGGAACCGCCGCAGGAAGUACCGCCUCAUGGGAAUUGAGAUCCCGCCCCCAAAAGGAGGACCAGCUGACUUCACUGACCAAACAGAUCCGGGGUCACCGGGGACGCUGACCCCAGGGGAGCACACGCCCAAGACGUCAGACCAGGCAGAGGACAGCGACCACAAUGACGAGGUGUCCAUCUGUCUGUCUGAAGACGGGGCGAGUGAUGCGUAUCAAAGAGAGAGCGGGGAAGACGGUGAUGGAGAAACGAAUAACGCCACCUCAGCCGACAACGUGAAAAUAGAAAUAAUUGAUGACAAUGAAGAAGACGGCUGUACUUCUGAUUUCGAGCAAAUGCAAACGCUGCUUGAAUACAAGAAUGAUGAAGUCCAAUACCUUGAGCAAGAGCUAGAGAACCAAAAACAAAGAUACUACGAUCUCCAGACAUUUACCAGAAACUUGGUAGCCGCUGUGAAGUCAAACGAUACAGAACAGCAACAGGCGCUGCUGUUGAGUUUACCUCAAGAAGUAGAAGGAGAAUGGGACUUCAGCCAUGUAUCUUCAGAGCAGAGUGAUCCCAUGGUAAUGAUCCAAACGUAUUCCUCUGUAUCAGAGGAGAAAGGUGCUGCAGACACGUGACGUUACCAACCAGACCCUUCUAGGCACUGCUGCCUUCUCAGUGUUGCAAGAGUAACUGUUUUAUGGGAAUGCCUUUUUUAUUGCAUAUGACUGCCUUGUCCAAGGAAAUGAUAAAUAAAAAAUAGAUACUUCACA
Molecule: messenger RNA, 2613 nt
Organism: Polyodon spathula (Mississippi paddlefish)
Lineage: Eukaryota; Metazoa; Chordata; Actinopteri; Acipenseriformes; Polyodontidae
Product: highly divergent homeobox-like
Exons: 10
Coding region: 253-2478 (741 amino acids)
Biological process (GO): regulation of transcription by RNA polymerase II
Molecular function (GO): RNA polymerase II cis-regulatory region sequence-specific DNA binding; DNA-binding transcription factor activity, RNA polymerase II-specific
Source: RefSeq, a predicted model, not a curated record